AUGAAGUACCCCCCCGCGAUGCAGCGACUGGGCACCCCCAAGCCACAGCUGGUCUCCCACCACUCGGACUACACCGCCGGUGAGACGGUGGGCGGGCUCAGCGUGCUGUUUACCGUGCUGUGCAUCGUCGACCUGUUCGGUGUGUUCCCGGUCAUCGCGCUGCCUAAGAGCGUCAUUGCUUGUGGUUACUACGGUAUUCCGUUGGUGCUGGCCGUGUUUGGGCUGCAGAUUUACACGUCGAUGCUGCUCGGUCGGUGCUGGAUCCUGGCGCGGCAAAUCGCGCCUGACAUCCGGGAGAAGAACAGGUAUCCGUACGCCGCCGUGGCGGAGCUGGCGUUCGGGCAGCACGCCAGACGACUGGUGACGUUCCUCAUUGACGCCACGGUCUUCAGCGCUGGCGUGCCCAACUUUAUAGUCGCAUCCCAAAGCAUGCAGCUCUUCUGGUGGAAGAUCACCGGGGGCGAGGUCGGCAUCUCCUACUGCGUGUGGAUGAUCAUCAUAGGGCUGCUGCUCUGCCCAGUCAUGUGGCUCGGCUCUCCUAAGGACAUGAAGCCGCUAGCCGUGACAUCUGUGGGCAUCGUGUCGACGGUAGCCCUCUGCGUCUGGACGUGCAUCUUACUGGACGACUCGUCGCCGCCCAGCGCUGGUAUGCUGGACCAGCCUCAGCUCAAAGACCUGGUUAUUGCUUACGGCAUUAUGGCUUUUCAGACGGGAGCCAGAUAUAUAAAUGCGUCUGUAUGUGCAUCCUGCUGGACAACUUCCGGCAUCAUAGCUUUUCAGUUCGACAUCCACCCGAUGCUGCUGACCAUCCAAGUAGACAUGAAAGACAGCCGUAAGAUCAACCGCGCGGUGCUCUGCGGGUUCGCCUUCACCGGAGCCCUGUUCGCGAUCACGUCCGUACUCGCCGCGUACCGCUACGGGAGUGCGGUGGAGACCAACAUACUGCAAGGGAUCCCGCCGUCCAUAGCCCUAUUCGUGGUGGCGCUACUAGUGACGCUCCAGCUCUGCCUCUCCAGCGCCGUUGGCAACUCCGCGCUCUUCCAGCACGUCGAGGAUCUGCUGCACAUACCCAGAGAUUUCAGCUGCCAACGCUGUCUCCUCCGCUCCAGCAUCGUCGCACUGGCCGUUUUUCUCGGAGAGAGCGUGCCAAGCUUCGACGUGGUCAUGGGUCUAGUUGGAUCCACACUGACAGGCCCGCUAAUGUUCAUAUUCCCACCUCUCUUCUUCCUGAAGCUGUGCCAUGCGAAAUCAAACCUCAAAGAUCUCAAAGAACAAAAUGGCGACGUGGUCCCGCUUAUUAUUCACAAUGCUUUAGAAACUCAGUACAAAACCUUUGUUGAGACGCAUGACGAGUCUUAUUCCAAAGUGGAGCAGUAUAAGAUUAAGUGGUACGAUAUAUUUCUGGCUAUAUUAGUGAUGUCGACGGGGAUGGUGGCGACCGUGGUGUCAUCAUAUUCGAGCUGGUCGGACGCUGUGAGUUCGGCGACGUUUUCGACGCCGUGCUUGUAUAACGCGACUGCGGCGGCUCGAAGCUUUUUGGAAGUGACUACGAAAAUAUAAGUCAGAAGUGAUCUCAGUAAUACAAAAACAUUUGAUUUGAGA
Molecule: messenger RNA, 1602 nt
Organism: Cydia strobilella
Lineage: Eukaryota; Metazoa; Arthropoda; Insecta; Lepidoptera; Tortricidae
Exons: 9
Coding region: 1-1560 (519 amino acids)
Biological process (GO): amino acid transmembrane transport
Cellular component (GO): vacuolar membrane
Molecular function (GO): L-amino acid transmembrane transporter activity
Source: RefSeq, a predicted model, not a curated record